ACUAUUUCAAAAUGAUAUAUUUCAACCAAUAGAAAUGAAAAAUAUUUACAGUUUAUAUCAAUGUUUACCACGUACAAGUAUGUUGCAUACUUCGUUAUCAACUAAAUUGCACGUUUACAUUAAACAAAUAUAAGACGAAUGUCAAGGUUCUUUAAACACUUGACUUAUAAUAAAUGUGUAAAAAUAUACGAACUACCAAAUGGAUAUACUAAUCAAAUUUGCAACAAUACUCGACAGUGCAACGAUUAAUUUCAUGGAUCGUGAUUACGGUAUGGUAAAGAUAUUUCCCAGGUGUUAAAAGAUGUGUGACACAAGAGUGAAUGUGUCGUUAUUUGCGUUAUCAAUCCAGUUUUUGAUUGUGAUCGGCGGAAAAUUACCAUGGCCGGACUUCGAGAGCGGAUGGUUACCAAUUAAAAAUGGCCUUGAACAUGUUGCCAGGCUCAAUAUUGACCAUGGUCUAGGCGAAAUACCAGUUCUUGUAGACGUCUCUGUGAAAAUAAAAGAACAUAUAUUCCCGGCGUCAGGUUUCCGACCUGACCACCCAAAGGAGCGUUCUGGACCAGUGGUAUAUAUUUAUGAUGCCAUGUAUGUAAAUGUGUCGACAACUCCUGUAGAAGAUCCACUAUAUAGACUUAUUCCGAGAAUAAACAGGCACUAUGAAGGCGACAAAUUAAUAAUGAUAAUGGGAAAUGCGCAUGUGCGCGUACGAGCUUGGAAACAAUCGUCAUUUCCGGUGGUAGACUUCCACCAAUCAGGAAUACAGAUGAAAGCUAAUACUUCAAAAGUUUCAGAUUCUUACGCUGAAGUGAGUCAUAAUCUUGGUGAAAUGCCAUGUCUUGUUAUAGUUCGUAUCAAAAUGCAUCAUGGGAACAACUUGAUAAUGGCUGACGGCGUUGGAUCAAGCAUGCAGGUAUACGCGGAUGUAUCUGACAGAACAAACGCCUACCUUGUAUAUGGUUAUAGUAACAACACGGUGAGAAUGUGGGUAGACUCGUCAAACCUUGGUGCAAUAUUCGAUGGCCGGAAGCACACUUGGUUUGAUAUGGUCAUAUAUGUCGGAGAGGCGGAGAUUUUUGCCUGGAAAUGUUCUACCAUUACACCGUUUUACGACGCACGUGUUAGUACAGAAAAAACGAGGGGCGAGCUCCCCUCAUGGUGGGACGUAGAUGUUGACUAUGACUUAGAACCAUCACUCAUUCGUGUGUCUGUGCUUGCAGAGAAACCGGAAGGAGCAAAUGUAGGUUUUCGAUAUCCGGCCGGAAUGUAUCUUGGGUAUCCAGAACCAACUGCAACCGGAAAUACUGCAAGCCCCAUAUCCGUCGGAGGCCUGUCUUACAUGUUAACCUACGAUUAUAGAUACAAAUUGAAUUUCUGGCAACCAAAGUUUUCCGAGAAUUUUUCUUCGAUAUUUAUCGCAGAAUCAUUUGGCAAUGGAAAGAAUACAGAAGUGUCUCAUAGUGAAUCCGUUUAUAUAUUAGGUUGGGUAUUUGAAGAAAAUAUUGGUUGUUCAGCGCCUGUCAUUCCAAAUGGAUUUGCCAACACGUCAUAUAACGGGACAUCAACGGGAUCGCACGCGAUAGUACGAUGUAACGAGGGUUACGUUAUAAAACAGAAGAAGAAAUUUUACAAUUAUGACUAUGAGCGGUAUAGUAUAACUUGUCAUAAGUUUGGAUACUGGGAGAAUAUUCCAAGCUGUUUACCAAAAGGUAUUUCUUCAGGCUAUUUGAACAUAAUCAAAUGUGUUGUUUUUUCUUUUGGCGUAACUUAUUUGAAAUCGAUGUUGACCUACUUACAGCUUUAGAAAUAUGAAGAAAAAAUGAUGGAAGUGAAGAUGAUAUACGAACGAUUAUUGCGAGAUAGUAUGUGUAUGGUGGAUGAUUUGUUACACUCUUGCGCGCCGCAUUAUCGCUGGCGACAACACUGCAAAGUGCCAAACGGAACGUUAUCGCUUUGUCAUUUUGUCGUCCUGUCGCUAGAGAAACACGCUAAAUGGCGCGUUGUCUCGCGGGAAAAUGGAAGAACUUACUUAGGGGCGCUUUGAUGCUGGCGACAACGUGACAUGCGACACAGGAUAAGAAGCCAACCCUUCGAUAAAAGCCAAGCGGCAGAGCGACAUGUCGACAAUGCGCCGCAGUUUGGCGCGUGUCGCAGCGACAAGAGGAAAAGGCAAUGGUGAUAUUUGUUGUGUUGUCGCAUGCAACAACGCAAUGCACAAAAGGGUAACAAAUCAACCACAACAUAAGAGAGUGCAGAAUUAACAUUUCUACCCUAUAAAAUCAAACCUGUGGACAAAUUUUACCCAUGGACGAGAAUAAAAAAAUGACCUUUAUAGAUAAGAGGUCUUAAUUUAGAGGUGACUGUAUUGCAUUCUAACAAUGAAUGGAAAUAAAAAAGUGGCCUUUAUUUUCAGUGUUAUCUUUAUACAGAGGUGGUUUUUGGCACAAAGUUGACUGUAUGUUUUUUUCAAUUGAGAAACAUGCAAAGUACUUUUAAGAUAUUUCUUCUUGCUUUUGUUUGUCCAGUAAACAAAGAAAUAAAUAUAUAUUUGUAAACUUAUGAUUAGUAAGAACAAAGUGCCUAUUAUACAAUUAAGAACUAAAUGUCUGUAACGUUGUACAAGUAUGCGCUUCAGAUUCUACAACAAGAUUGCUAAUAAUGUUAACGUUCUGAUCAAGGCGUAUUUUCAUGACAUUCUUCCCGGAAGUAAAAAAACUAUACUGCACGCGGCUCAUAUUAAG
Ruditapes philippinarum (Manila clam) is the source of this 2738-nucleotide messenger RNA. RefSeq lists its product as uncharacterized. Bases 302 to 1801 code for a protein of 499 amino acids. The transcript is spliced from 10 exons. The record is from RefSeq and is a predicted model, not a curated record. Lineage: Eukaryota; Metazoa; Mollusca; Bivalvia; Venerida; Veneridae.